AGGGGCAGCAAUGGCUUCAUCUCACGGCAAGAGCGACCUGCAGUUCGCGGAAUGGAUGGCCGGUCUGCCCGAGCGGAUCCACAGGGUGCCCCUCACCAGCCUCGCCAUCCCAGGAUCACACGACUCAUUCAGUUUCUACAUCGAUGAAGCAUCUCCAGUUGGACCAGAACAACCGGAAACUGUCCAGAACUUUGUCUCUGUUUUUGGUACAGUUGCCAAAAAGCUGAUGAGAAAGUGGUUGGCCACUCAGACCAUGAACUUCACGAGCCAGUUGGAGUCUGGAAUAAGGUAUUUCGAUCUUCGGAUUUCAACUAAACCCAGAGACCCCGAUAACGAGCUCUAUUUUGCUCAUGGCUUAUUUAGUGCCAAAGUCCGUGAAGGUCUUAAAGAGAUCAACGCCUUUCUGUCCAGUCACAAGAAGGAAGUGGUAUUUUUGGACUUUAACCAUUUUUAUGGCAUGCAAAAAUCCCAUCAUGAAAUGCUGGUGCAAAUGCUCAAGGACAUAUUUGGGAACAAAACUUGUCCGGCUAUCUUUGCCCAGGAAGUUAGUCUUCAUUAUCUUUGGGAAAGGAAUUACCAGAUCUUGGUGUUCUACCACAGUCCCGUAGCUCUCGAGGUUCCUUUCCUUUGGCCUGGGCAGAUGAUGCCAGCACCUUGGGCCAACACAACAGAUACAGAAAAAUUAAUUCAGUUCCUACAGUCGUCAAUUACUGAACGCAGAAAGAAAGGUUCCUUUUUUAUAUCUCAAGUGGUAUUAACGCCAAAAGCUAGUACUGUGGUGAAAGGGGUUACCAGCGGACUAAGAGAAACCAUCACAGAACGCGCUCUCCCCUCCAUGAUGCAUUGGGUGCGGACGCAGAAGCCGGGUGAAAGCGGGAUAAAUAUCGUAACGGCGGAUUUUGUAGAAUUAGGGGACUUUAUCAGCACUGUCAUCAGACUAAAUUAUCUACUGGAUGGAGAAGACGGCACCACUUGAUGCAAGUGCAAGAAACCUUCCCCACAGACAUGAAAUGCUGCAGUGUAAUUGUCGUAGCAAUGUUUUAUUGUACCGCACAAAACUCUUCCUACCGAUUCUCAAUCUCCAUGUCGCUUGGGUUUCUUAUCCAGAAGUUAAAUGAUGAGCAUGAAAAAAUGUAAAGGGCUCCUCCAGGAUCUCUGCUACAACAGCACCACUCCUGUCCUCAGGUUGUGUGUGGUAUUGCAGCCCAGCCCCAUUCACUUCAAUACCAAACACGACCUGUGAACAGCGGUGGCACUGUUCGAAAUCCUGGAUGACACCAGAGAGAAGAGGACAUGCUUAUAUUAAUGUUACUUUGUAUGGGAUUUGAUCUUUCAAACCAAAGUAUAAAUGUGUUACAGUAUUUCAUGACUUUGCUUGUCACGUAGAAUCUGCAACUUUUUGGUAAUGCUUUUUCAGUGGUUUUGCCCCUUCCUGUAUCGUUUUUGCUCUUAGUUUAUGGUAACAAUAGUAACAUCUCGCCUCCCAACAUUUCAGUACCAAAGCAAGCUCUGCCCAAGGAUGACCACAAAAUUUCCCCAAAUUGCCCACUUUGGAGGCCAUUUACAUAAGCCCUGCCCCUUGGAGGUCCUUUUUUUGUGAUUGGGACCACCUACCCUCUUUAAACAGUCCUCAAAAGUACUGUGCAAAAAAUGUAUGCAGCCUCAUGGCCAAUCAGAAGUGCUGUAAGUGACUUCACAGCAGGAAGCGCUUCUGAUUGGCUGCAGUGCUUAAAAUUAUGGGAAUAUGUUGCAUUCCCUGCCAGCGCCAAUUGGCGCUUCAGUGGACCACAUAAAGGGUGCAGGCCUGGAGUUUUUGAAUUUCUUUUUUACACUGAAAGGACUGUGCACAAUGUUAUAUGUACACGUAGCACGAGAGUUCUGAAAGGAUGGAGCUCUACGAUGGCUGCCGGUACUGGUGAAUUGCAAAAUUGUAGCCCAUCGAGAUGACACAAAUUGGGCACGUGGCAGAUGUGUUUUAUGCAGCUACAUGCAAGUUGUAGCUACUGAAUGACGUUGUGUUGAGCCAGUGGCCCCCCAGAAGAGACUGGCCAUGGAUUGAUACAAUGUAUUUUGUGUGCUCGUGUGUAUGAAGCUGCAAGUUACUUUGUUUCCUCCGUUAUAUGUGUGGUCUCUUGCUUACAGCGUCUCCACCACGUUGCUCAUAAAGAAGCUCA
Molecule: messenger RNA, 2174 nt
Organism: Bufo bufo (common toad)
Lineage: Eukaryota; Metazoa; Chordata; Amphibia; Anura; Bufonidae
Gene: PLCXD3
Product: phosphatidylinositol specific phospholipase C X domain containing 3
Exons: 3
Coding region: 11-976 (321 amino acids)
Biological process (GO): lipid metabolic process
Cellular component (GO): synapse
Molecular function (GO): phosphoric diester hydrolase activity
Source: RefSeq, a predicted model, not a curated record